CGGCAGGCUGGAGAUGAUUGGGUUGCCGGCGAGGGUGGUGAAUAGGUUCAUUCCGGCGACGGCAGCAGGAGACAACAGCGGCAGCGGCGGCAGCACGAGAAGCAGCGGAGCUACGACGGCUGCUGCUGCGGGAGAACAACAAGAGCGAGAACGACAACAAGAGCGGGAGAGGGAGAGGGAGCGGGAGGUGUUCAUCGACGUGUUCGCCGGGGGCACCCUGCUGACCUGGGAGCAGCUGCGGUCCAUGAUGGCGGAGUACGGCAUUCCGCUGCAUCGGAGUCAUGUACGGCCGUUGGAUGCCGUACGGAUGUACGAGCGAGUGUUGGCGAAUCUGUACGGCAUCUACAAAGACACGGACAACCUGCCGUGCAUCUGCAUGGUUCUGGAGCUGCUGGCGGAGGUGGCGGAGGGGCGUCACGAGCUGCUGCACACCCGCCUGCGCGCCAGCAGCCUGACAGAGGAUUGGGGCGAUGCGGCGCGCUGUCUGCAGCAGCUGGAG
Molecule: messenger RNA, 499 nt
Organism: Astrephomene gubernaculifera
Lineage: Eukaryota; Viridiplantae; Chlorophyta; Chlorophyceae; Chlamydomonadales; Astrephomenaceae
Source: the annotation of a GenBank genome assembly